Messenger RNA from Didymodactylos carnosus, 453 nucleotides. The record is from the annotation of a GenBank genome assembly. NCBI's taxonomy places the organism in Eukaryota, Metazoa, Rotifera, Eurotatoria, Philodinida, Philodinidae.
AGAUUUCAUCUAGAAUUUCAUUUGAAUGGAAUAUAUAAUGAACAUAAUGAAUUAAUUCAGUUAACAUCGACGGCGGUUAGAGGAGAACAAUAUUUUGAUGUUUAUCUACCAUUAACAGUGACGCCAAAACGUGUCUUAUUACCAUCUGAUACAAUACAAACGAAUGAUCAAUCAACAUCAUCUUUACAAACAUGUCAUUUAACUGUAGUUGGUGGAAGUGGAGAUUAUAUAUGGACAUCGCAUGAUCCAGAUAUAGGUAUAGAACGUUUUAGUCUCUCUUACGAGAAAACCUAUUCAAGUGAUACCGUCCGAUUUUGUUCGUUCAUACGUCGAUCGAUCGAGUGUAUCGAGCUAGUAAAAAAACUUAAAAGGAUUUUUCUCCAUGACUCUUGAAGACCCGUUUUUCUAGAAAAACAGUUUUUCAGAAACUAAAAAAUAAUCAAAACCUUUCUU